CAUUUCGUCACUCUUCAACGACCUUAGAACAACAACCACCCAAAGGAAGCCUCCUUCAACCCCCAAGGAGCCCUUACUCAUACGACUGCAUACUGUAACCAUCAUACAGCCUUUCCCUCUCUCUCUCUCUCUUUUACACCCACACGUACACACCCACAUAUCUAGACGGCACAAUGGAGUCACGGUCACAUCUUACCUCGGCCGAGCUCAACGCCGCUGCCCUUGACCACUUCGUCUACCAGCCCGUCAGCAAAUCGAUGAUCUCUUACCUGGCCGGUGCCGCCUACAAUGUCAUCUCUUGUGACAGCGCCCUGAUGCCUCCCGCAUCCGCAGAAGCACACCGCCAACAGCAGCUUCCCCCGACGCCGCCUAGGACGCCCGAACCCCGCGCUGUCUGCUCAGAAGACGCCGACUUGCCUACGCUCGAGGCCUUCAUUACACAACUCGUCGUCUCCUCCAACGUCCAGGUCCCGACGCUCAUGUCCACCCUCGUAUACCUCACCAGGCUCAAGUCCCGUCUGCAACCCAUGGCUCGCGGUCUUCGGUGCACCACUCACCGCAUCUUUCUUGCCGCGCUCAUCUUGACUGCCAAGUAUCUGAAUGACAGCUCGCCCAAGAACAAGCACUGGGCUACGUACAGCCACGCCAACAACGACUUCUCCAACUUCGGCUUCAGCAGGACGGAAGUCAACCUGAUGGAGAAGCAGCUUCUCUUCCUCCUGGACUGGGACCUGAGGAUUACUGAGGAGGACCUCUACCGCGAGCUUGAACCCUUCUUGGCGCCCAUCCGCGCUGAGAUCGAGGCCAAGCACGCUCGCCGCAUGGCACGCCGUCGCAAGCAGGAGGACGAAAUGCGCCGGAGACAAGAGGAGAUAUACAACAUGGCUGCCUACCCCAGCCCCCCUUCUUCGCGCGCCAGCUCUCGCUCACGACAAGAGACGCCGGAUCGCACUCGGACUUACAGCGGCUCUUCCAUCACACCUCCUGGCCUGUGCUACAGCAGCAGCUAUGGCAGCUCCAUCAGCUCCUACGCCCCAUCAGUAGCAUCAAGUCGCUCCCAAUCGCGGGCCACUACGCCGCUCGACAACCCUGCCGACGAGCCGUACAUGUACGUGCCUCACGGCAGCCUGUACGAGUCGCCGGUUGAGGUGCACAUCGAGCAUCCUGCGUCAACCUUGCCGAAGCGGAAGCCUCUCCUUCCUUACGAGAUUAGCACCGAUGAGCUUCGCGAGAUGCAGGAUGGUACCAAGGCCAAGAGAGCACGCAUGGGUCGUGGAAUGUGGGGCCGCGUCUUCGGUGGUGCCGUGACAGUGCGGUAGACGGCCGCGUCGCACAGGUUUUUUUCCUUUGUUACAGCCUCAUUUUACGUUUCCUUGCGUUUUGAGCUACCCACACCCCAAAAAGCAUGGUGUUGGAUUGUGCUAUAGAGACAUCAACGGGGGCACAGACUUGAUUUCAUUCCUUUUUCUUACUUUUUUUUUCCUACACUUCUCCGAGGGCGUUGGUAAUGGGACUGGUACAUGGAACACGAAUUGAGGAUAGAGCAUCCUUGGGCAUUUGCAUAUAUGGAUUGGUGUUAGGCGGACAUUCAUGAACACAAGGGGUUUCUUGAGGUUGUUUUGGCAUCCUUGCACUGCAAGAGGAUGUUUCGGACUGGAUUUCGAAAGGCUGCCGUAUAGAUCGGCCAGCACAAUUGUGGCGUAGCAGAACUACGACUGGGAUGAACAAGAUUUCACCCAUCAAAUGGCAAAGGCGGUAUGACCGCUUCCAAACAUUUACAUCUGUCCCGAGUCUGCUUUCGUGAACGGCAAUUAACAAUGUGCCUUCCCUCCGCCCCGCCCCGCUUGCGGCCUCGGUAUGUCUGGGGUCCGGACCGGUGGUGACUCGAUGGUCCAGGACGGUUGGCGCUAGUGGUGGGGAUUUCUCCCCGAUUGAUGCCCUCGUGAUCUCGAAUGCACCCAGCGGGGCGUGCGCGCGGGGGACGGGGGGCGGAGGAUCCCGAAAUGGAUUGCAUUCAGCUUCACAUGCGAGACAUUCGGCCAUCCGGCCAUCCUUAUUACUUGCGCUGCGGUCAUCCAGACGGCUCCUCCUGUAUGCCUUCCUGGCUGACUGGCUGAUUGUCCAUUUGUCCGUCUGCAGUAUUGUGGCCAGACUCUAGGGGAGGUAUCUCGCCCCUUCACUUUACUGCAUUUCGCUUCUCUCAUGGGACCUUGCGAUGACAGCUGUAUUUCAAUCCCAUU
Messenger RNA from Colletotrichum destructivum, 2240 nucleotides. Its product is annotated as Putative cyclin. Gene Ontology annotation, biological process: regulation of cyclin-dependent protein serine/threonine kinase activity. NCBI's taxonomy places the organism in Eukaryota, Fungi, Ascomycota, Sordariomycetes, Glomerellales, Glomerellaceae. Gene Ontology annotation, cellular component: nucleus; cyclin-dependent protein kinase holoenzyme complex. Gene Ontology annotation, molecular function: protein kinase binding; cyclin-dependent protein serine/threonine kinase regulator activity. Bases 174 to 1319 code for a protein of 381 amino acids. The transcript has a single exon. The record is from RefSeq and is a predicted model, not a curated record.